Messenger RNA from Leptinotarsa decemlineata (Colorado potato beetle), 463 nucleotides. RefSeq names its product DNA-directed RNA polymerases I, II, and III subunit Rpb12 (gene Rpb12). Gene Ontology annotation, cellular component: RNA polymerase III complex; RNA polymerase I complex; RNA polymerase II, core complex. Gene Ontology annotation, biological process: DNA-templated transcription. The record is from RefSeq and is a predicted model, not a curated record. Lineage: Eukaryota; Metazoa; Arthropoda; Insecta; Coleoptera; Chrysomelidae. Gene Ontology annotation, molecular function: zinc ion binding; DNA binding.
UGGCAACCCUGUCUGUCCAUCUUCAUAACCAAAACAAUUUCCAUAUUAGUGGAAGUUGGGUCUAGAUUAUUUAUUUUGAAUGCUAAUAGGUUUGUUAGCUAGUAGAGUGAACGCUUCCAGUUAGUGAUUAUUUAAUUUUGAAGCCACAAAAUGUCUGGGGAAGGUUCAAGUAAAGAUACGGCUGCAUUGAAAACUCCCAUGCUCUAUAUUUGUGGAGAAUGUCAUAAUGAGAAUGAAUUGAGGCCCAGGGAUCCAAUCCGUUGUAGAGAAUGUGGUUAUCGUAUUAUGUACAAGAAGCGUACAAAGAGAUUGGUGGUUUUUGAUGCCAGAUGAAUAUGUUCCAGUUCCAGAUAGAUGCGAGAUGGAUCACAAAUUUUAAGUUGUUUAUAUAUAAUAUGUUAAUUUUUAUUUGAUCAUUAGUAUUUGUACCUUAUUUCAUAAUAAAUAAACUAUUGAAAUAACA